AGAAAAAUCAUAUGGUUUUGAGCACUUACUAUCUAAACUCUCACUAUAAUGCUUGAUAAAAAAUAUCUAGGAAUAACAGAUUAUAUCGUAAUAUGUUCAUCGCUAUUGAUAUCGGUAGGUAUUGGAAUAACAUCAAGAUUAUUAUCCGGUGGUCAAAAAACUGCAAAAGAAUAUAUAUUGGCUGGAAAGAAUAUGAAAAGGCUUCCUGUGAUUUUAUCUAUUAUCGUAACUCUUGUAUCACCUUCAACAAUGCUGGCAGUUCCAGCCGAGAUUUACAAGUAUGGGUUUGUUUUUGUAAUGAGUCCUCUUGCUUUUCCAAUCGGAGUGUUUCUAGCAUCUUGGAUAUUUAUACCAGUGUAUUUUCAGUGUGGAGUUUCAACGAUUUAUGAGUUUCUUGAGAUACGCUUUGGAAGAAUGACAAGGUACAUUGUUUCAAUCCUGUUUCUUGUGCAAAUGAUGUUUUACAUGGUUAUUUGUCUGUAUGGAUCCGUACUAGCCUUGAGCGCUGUCACAGAUAUAUCUCUUGAAAUUUCCAUGAUAUCAUUAGGGAUCAUUUGCACUAUAUAUUGUUCCAUAGGAGGAUUAAGAGCUGUUCUUUGGACAGAUGUAUUCCAAGCAAUGCUCAUAAUAUUAUGCUUGGUAGCCUUAUACGCAGUUGGUAUUAAAGAAGCCGGAGGCAUAGCAGACAUUUAUAUACGUUCAAGAGAUGGCGGACGAUUGAAUGAUCUGUUUGACUACGAAGCAAAUCUANUCCUUAGUCUCCGGCUGAACUUUACGAAACGCUUAAGUUUUUGGGGUUCUUUCUGUCGAGGAAUUAUGUUUGGUAUUUCAUAUUAUGGAACUAAUCAAGUGGAAGUUCAAAGAGUACUCAGUUUAAGUACUUCUCAAAGAGCCAAAUCUACACUACAAAUGAGUAUUUUACCGAUGACUCUUGUAUAUGUUAUGAACAGUAUUUUAGGCGUAAUAUUAUACUCCAUUUACUACAAAUGUGAUCCGAUUUUAAACAAGAAUGAAACAGGAGUGGAAAGAUAUGAUCAAAUUGUUCCAGCUUAUAUUAUAAAUACAUUCAAUUGGAUCCCUGGUAUGACAGGACUGUGUAUUGCAGGUCUUUUUAGUGCUGCUCUCAGCACUAUAUCUUCGUGUCUGAACUCUAUAGCCAGUGUGACAGUGGUAGAUAUCAUAAAGCCACUUUACAGAAAGGGUAACAUGUCUGAUAAACAAGUUGUUUGGUGUGCUAAAAUACUAUCAUUGGUUUACGGAGGAAUUUGUAUAGCCCUCAGUUUUUGCUUUAUUGGAGUUAAGAGUUUCCAGCAGUUAGCUCAGGUAUUAAUAAGUUCUCAGGAAGGACCAAUGUUAGCUGUCUUCAUAGUUGGAGUUCUGACAACGAAGGCUUCAGAUAAGUGUGUUUCAUUUGCUUUGAUUGCGGGAUACAGUUUGAUGUCUUGCAUUUCAUUUGGAGCAUUAUUUUCCAACUACACUCAGCCUCCACUGCCACUCAGUACUGAAGAAUGCAUUUUCCAAAACGUUACAAACCAUGGGAAUAGUACUUUUGUUGCUCCAACAAGAAUUUCUCCUGUACCUUCUCAGGAUAAUAAUAAGGUGGAAAAACAAUGAAAUCCCAGAGGAUUCCGUUUGCCUUAGUCCAGUUACUCGGCUAUGGAUGAAACAAAAAAUUUCACUCAAAACAAAGGAACUAAAAUACGAAAAAGAAAAUAAUGAUAUCAUUACUUCAACCUCACGGAUGUAAAUUAUUUUUGAUGUACGUAUGAUACUUAUAAGACAUUCAUCAUAUUUUUGUAUCUGUUGACAUGUUUCCUAUCUGUUUUAUUGAAAUUAAAGUUAUUUUGAAAAAUUGUAA
Molecule: messenger RNA, 1858 nt
Organism: Parasteatoda tepidariorum (common house spider)
Lineage: Eukaryota; Metazoa; Arthropoda; Arachnida; Araneae; Theridiidae
Source: RefSeq, a predicted model, not a curated record